This is a messenger RNA of Callorhinchus milii (elephant shark), 2760 nucleotides long. It is a transcript of the gene plekhg7, whose product is annotated as pleckstrin homology domain containing, family G (with RhoGef domain) member 7. Gene Ontology annotation, molecular function: guanyl-nucleotide exchange factor activity. NCBI's taxonomy places the organism in Eukaryota, Metazoa, Chordata, Chondrichthyes, Chimaeriformes, Callorhinchidae. The coding region runs from base 187 to 2586 and encodes 799 amino acids. Gene Ontology annotation, biological process: Rho protein signal transduction. The record is from RefSeq and is a predicted model, not a curated record. The transcript is spliced from 18 exons.
CAGAGAGAGUCUGAGACACACAGCAACUGAGCAACUCACACACACACAAACAGAGACAGACGCACAAUCUCAGCUUGUAUGCUUGUGUUUGUCCUUCGCCAAGUGUAUGCAAGGAAGAAAGGAAGGUGUUUCGAAAGAGAUUACUCCUGAUCUGCUUGUCAUUCUGAAGGUGAAACUCCACAGAUAAUGAUUGAUGGAAAUGAGUGCGCAAAAUCUCCUUGGUGGGAAAUGACUGAAAAUGUGCACAACGGCUGUGAUAUAAUGAAUGAAGAUGAUGAUAACGUCAAACUACAGAAUGAAGAGACAAUUGGAGAAAACAAGGUGGAGGCUGUCCCUGCCCAGCAGCGUGAUGCUGAGGUACAAACAAGUCCAGUCCAGAUGGCAAACAAGGAGAUGCAGACACAGACCAUUCCACGAUUGGAAUUGACUCAGGCAUCACCCAUCUUAAGGCCCCUUUUAUGUCCGGAAUCAGAUGUUCCUCAGAGCCCAUGCUUCCAGUUUGACAGGUUGGCAUCUGCCAGGGUCUCCUUAUCUCCUUCCUUUCGGAAGCUAAAGAAAAAGGUAUCGGUCCAACCGCCAACACUACCGCAGAAAUGUCAGGAGGUGAGAAAGGAUGGCAUUGAGGAGCCCACGGCUGACAAUGAUGCCUCCACACCUGCAAACGGUACAGACAAGCUCGUUCCUUCCUCUGUGCCAUCAUCGGACAUCAUAGAGAAUGUGGCUGUAGCUAAAUUGGACCAACAUCCUACGGCUGAUUUAUUGACAGAUGAUCAAAGACACCUUCACUUUGAGGAACCCCCAACACAGCCACAAGAGCCUCAGGCGGUCACAGAAAUUAAUGGUGUGGACAGACCAUUGUCUGUGAAUCCAGAGGGUGGUGAUCAUCAUAUUGUUUGUGAACAGUCUGCGACGGACCAGGAAAAUCUCUCUCUUUGGGAAAGACGGAGAGGGGAUAAAAAAAUUGCUUUGCCUACAGUUUCGCAACAGACAGCUGAUGAUUCCAUUCCCCGAAGGCACAGCACCGAGCGCAGACGUACUUCAGUUGUUGUCUCUUUACCGGGUCUCGACGUGUUUCCUGGAGACUUACUUAUUUCAGACGGUGCUGAUAGUCUAACCUCAGCAUUGACCCCAAACACAGACACAAAAAAGUCAAAAUGGCCCUUCACAAGGCGAGGAAUGGUACAAUCCAUCAGAGAAGCCAAGAACAAAGGAAAACAAAAGCAAACCUCGGAGCUGGAGAAUGUCCUGGCAUCGUUAAAACUCACAGAGCAGAAAGAUUACGGCUUCCAACAGUACCAGUAUAAAUGCUGGACACAGGUGAUGGAGACACAGAGCCUGACAGCGCCUGACACUGACCUGGAGACUUGUUCCCUCAAGAGAGAUGAGAAGCUGCAGGAGGCCUUGUGGGAGGUUUUCACCAGUGAAUGUACAUACUUCCUGGACCAACUUCUGGUGAUGCAGGAGGUAUUUCUCAAAACACUGAAAUAUCUACAGAGCAGAGGCUGUCUUGUGGAUGUUGAUUACCGGAGACUGUUUGGAAACCUUGAUGAAUUGUGCAAGGUGAGCCAGGAGUUGUUGACCAGCCUCCUGAGUGCAAUUGAACGCUCCAGGGAACUCUCGUCUUCCAUCUCUGUGCUGUCAAAGUUUCAGGAGGAUGUGUGUCAGACUCACCAGAUGUAUUGCCUGAAUUAUUCCACAGGAAUCCACUACCUUGAAACCCUGAAGACAAGAGAGGACUUUGGAAUUUUUCUUAAAUGGGGUGAGCAGAACAAGCUGUGUAAGCGGCUGCACUUGUCAGACCUGCUGGUGUCACCGCUGCAGAGGUUCACCAGAUACCCUUUACUGCUCAAGAACAUUUGGAAGAGAAGCACCGACCAAGGAGAGAAGCUGACUGUCCACACCAUCAUUGAGCACGUGGAUAAAUCCAUUUGUGAUCUUGAGGGGAAGGUAAAAUGGCUGGAAAGUUUUCAGAAAAUUCAGCAGCUUCAGGAGAUGAUUGUAUGGCCUCCAAUCUGGGAAAGAAACAAGAACGUUUUUGUUCCAGAGUGUCUGAGACAUACCCUGAAAGAUAGCACGAAAGAGGGAUUCUUCACAUCUCCAAACAGACAGCUUCUACACGAAGGAAAAUUAGGACUUACAGGAAAUAAUAAAAUCCUAGAUGUGUAUUUGGUUCUAUUUGAUGACUUUCUCUUAAUCACGAAGAUUAAACGCAUUAAAAAGAGAUUGUCAGGAGUCUUCGAAAUUGGGCUUACAAGCCCGACCUUGAAUCCUGAAUUGCACUCCAUGGUCAGAGACGGGAUGAUAUGUGCCGUAUUUGAUCAGCCAAUACCUCUGAACAGAUUGCUGCUUAAGAACAUUGAUUCAUUCUAUGCAAACUCUUGUGGACUCCAUUAUGCUUUCAUAGUAAUCCAUCAAAACAGGUAUCAUCAGUCCAUAGGAAUGUUCACACUUCAAGCACAGUCAGAGGCUAACAAGAGAACCUGGAUGUCCCAGAUAGCAAACGCAAUCACCACUUUCACACACAACCAAGAUCCUCAACGAACACCAGUUGAAAGUUCCUCAGUGCGAGAGUCAUCGGAAAUCUAGUAACACUACAACUCUCCAGGUUUACUGCUUCACAACGAACAGCUCUUAGCUUGGUCACCUACGGACUGAACGAGAGACUGUCCAUCCAUUUUAAAGUCUACCUCGGGAUAUUCAUUAGAAAAAUGGAAUGACAACAGCAACUUGCAUUCACACAGCGCCUCUCACAAUGGGCAG